Messenger RNA from Chionomys nivalis (European snow vole), 3549 nucleotides. It is a transcript of the gene Dhx15, whose product is annotated as DEAH-box helicase 15. Gene Ontology annotation, molecular function: RNA helicase activity; RNA binding; ATP binding. Gene Ontology annotation, cellular component: intracellular anatomical structure; spliceosomal complex. Bases 150 to 2537 code for a protein of 795 amino acids. NCBI's taxonomy places the organism in Eukaryota, Metazoa, Chordata, Mammalia, Rodentia, Cricetidae. The record is from RefSeq and is a predicted model, not a curated record. The transcript has 14 exons.
CUCCUGGUUCGGGCCGCAGCGAGCGGGCUGUGGUGGCGGGAGGGGUGGGGGUCCCCGCGAGUUGAGCAGCGGGCCUCUCCUGUGCGGAUCAGGCCGCCGGAGUCUCUCUUCUUCCUUCCUUCCUAAGCGUUCGCUCUAGGAGUGCGAGGAUGUCCAAGCGGCACCGUUUGGACCUUGGGGAGGAUUACCCCUCCGGCAAGAAGCGUGCGGGGACCGAUGGGAAAGACCGGGAUAGAGAUCGUGAUAGAGAAGACCGAUCUAAAGAUCGUGACCGAGAACGCGAUAGAGGAGAUAGAGAGCGGGAGAGGGAAAAAGAGAAAGAAAAGGAAUUGAGAGCUUCCACCAAUGCUAUGCUUAUCAGUGCUGGAUUGCCGCCUUUAAAAGCUUCUCAUUCCGCUCAUUCAACCCACUCAGCUCAUUCAACACAUUCUACACAUUCUGCCCAUUCAACACACACCGGACAUGCAGGACACACAUCACUUCCACAGUGCAUUAAUCCAUUUACCAACCUGCCCCAUACGCCUCGAUAUUAUGAUAUUCUAAAGAAACGGCUUCAGCUCCCUGUUUGGGAAUACAAGGAUAGGUUUACAGAUAUUCUUGUUAGACAUCAGUCAUUCGUACUUGUUGGUGAGACUGGGUCUGGUAAGACAACACAGAUACCACAGUGGUGUGUGGAGUAUAUGCGAUCAUUGCCAGGACCCAAAAGAGGAGUUGCCUGUACACAGCCCAGAAGAGUGGCUGCAAUGAGUGUGGCUCAGAGAGUUGCUGAUGAAAUGGAUGUGAUGUUAGGCCAGGAAGUUGGAUACUCCAUUCGAUUUGAAGACUGCAGUAGUGCAAAAACCAUUCUUAAGUAUAUGACUGAUGGGAUGCUACUUCGUGAAGCCAUGAAUGAUCCCCUCCUGGAGCGUUAUGGUGUGAUAAUUCUUGAUGAGGCUCAUGAAAGAACAUUAGCUACAGACAUUCUCAUGGGUGUUUUGAAGGAAGUUGUAAGACAAAGAUCAGAUUUAAAGGUUAUAGUUAUGAGUGCUACCCUAGAUGCUGGGAAAUUCCAGAUUUACUUUGACAACUGUCCUCUCUUAACUAUUCCUGGCCGAACACAUCCUGUUGAGAUUUUUUAUACUCCUGAACCAGAGAGAGAUUAUCUUGAAGCAGCAAUUCGAACAGUGAUCCAGAUACAUAUGUGUGAAGAGGAGGAAGGAGACCUUCUUCUUUUCUUGACUGGUCAAGAGGAAAUUGAUGAGGCCUGUAAGAGAAUAAAGCGUGAAGUUGAUGAUUUGGGCCCCGAAGUUGGAGAUAUUAAAAUCAUUCCAUUGUAUUCUACACUUCCACCCCAGCAGCAGCAACGCAUUUUUGAGCCACCACCUCCAAAAAAACAGAAUGGAGCAAUUGGAAGAAAGGUGGUUGUGUCAACUAACAUUGCAGAGACCUCUUUGACAAUAGAUGGUGUGGUGUUUGUGAUUGACCCUGGAUUUGCAAAGCAAAAGGUAUAUAAUCCUAGAAUCAGAGUUGAGUCUCUCUUGGUGACGGCAAUUAGUAAAGCUUCAGCUCAGCAAAGGGCCGGUCGAGCUGGACGCACCAGACCUGGGAAAUGCUUUCGACUUUACACAGAGAAAGCUUAUAAAACAGAAAUGCAGGAUAACACCUAUCCUGAGAUUUUGCGCUCUAAUUUAGGAUCAGUUGUAUUACAAUUGAAGAAGCUUGGUAUUGAUGAUUUGGUACAUUUUGAUUUUAUGGACCCACCAGCUCCUGAAACUCUGAUGAGAGCCCUAGAACUUCUGAAUUACUUGGCUGCUUUAAAUGAUGAUGGAGAUCUAACUGAAUUGGGAUCCAUGAUGGCAGAGUUUCCUCUAGAUCCACAGCUCGCUAAAAUGGUUAUUGCAAGUUGUGACUACAACUGUUCUAAUGAGGUCCUAUCUAUUACUGCUAUGCUGUCAGUCCCACAGUGUUUUGUUCGCCCCACGGAGGCCAAGAAAGCUGCAGAUGAGGCCAAGAUGAGAUUUGCCCACAUAGAUGGAGAUCAUCUGACACUGCUGAAUGUCUACCACGCUUUUAAACAAAAUCAUGAAUCUGUUCAGUGGUGUUAUGACAACUUCAUUAACUACCGGUCGCUGAUGUCUGCAGACAAUGUACGCCAGCAGCUUUCAAGAAUUAUGGACAGAUUUAAUUUGCCCCGUCGAAGUACUGAUUUCACAAGCAGGGACUAUUAUAUUAAUAUAAGAAAAGCAUUGGUUACUGGGUAUUUUAUGCAGGUGGCACAUUUAGAACGAACAGGGCAUUACUUAACUGUGAAAGAUAACCAGGUGGUCCAGUUGCAUCCCUCUACUGUGCUUGAUCACAAGCCCGAAUGGGUGCUUUACAAUGAGUUUGUGCUGACAACAAAGAAUUACAUCCGGACAUGUACAGACAUCAAGCCAGAAUGGUUGGUGAAAAUUGCCCCUCAAUAUUAUGACAUGAGCAAUUUCCCACAGUGUGAAGCAAAGAGACAGUUGGACCGCAUUAUUGCCAAACUUCAGUCCAAGGAAUAUUCACAGUACUGAAUUCAAUGCUUAGAACUGAAGUUAUUCAGAGGACAGCUUUAAAAGAUGAAUGAAGUUCAAGUUGUGCUCUUCAUGGUGGUUCAAUAAUGGCCUUUAUUUGAAAGCUUUUUAAUUUUUUCUUUACAGUAAAUAUUCCAUUCUGAUUUCAUAAAUUAAACAUUUAUGCCUCCCUUUUGUGUUGACACUGUAGCUCAUACUGGAAAAGUCGAUCAAUGUUUUGCAGUUUAUUGAAAGUAGUUCUAUAUAUAACAAUGUUACAAGCAUUUCUUUAGAAAUGGUUGAAAAUGCUUCUAAAAUGUGAUUAUCGACCAUGGUAUGCAUGAUCGUUGUAAUUGUUGACAUUCCUUUUAGAAGUUGUGAAAUGUUACAACUUGUGCUUAUGUAGACACAAUCUUCUGUCUCCGUACAGAGGCACUGACUUCAAUAAAGUCUAUUUAUACUAAUCUUGGCCAAGUUCUUUGAUAUCUUUUAUUCUAGUCUAGCAGCUGCUUUUCCCAAGGGUUGGGUUUUUUUUUCUCAUUGUAAUCAUAUUGUUACUACAUAUUUAGCAUUUUUUAAAAGGCGUGCUCCUUUGGUACAGUAGUCAUUAAAGCCAAGUUUUAAACAGCAUAAUGUAGCGUUUUGUCAGGUUAAUCAGUAUGUGAUCUAAUGGGAUAAAGUGUGUAAUAUUUUUUGAAAUUGGAUCCCCAGAGACAGAAUAAUGGAAGAAUGGCUUUCUCCUCAUUCUUAAAGUUCAUUUCAUAAGGCUAAUAAUUUAUUACUUUGUUAAGUGCAUUUUUGUCAGAUCUCACUGUACUCAGACGAACAGUUUAAGUACUCCAGACUCUAGCAUAUGUUUAUUUGUACUGGGUAGGAGGGAACAGUGCUGUGGAUCACCAUUAGUUUACUAAAUAUUGGAUGUUGGAAGCUUUUUCUAGUGUAAUAUGUAUAGUAUGUUAUAGUAAAAAUUCGACCUUCCUAUUAACAGGCAGUAGACAAACUAAAAUCAUUUUGAAAUCAAAAUGAUAUGCUU